ACGUGCUGUGAUUGGUGGAUUUUAGUAACGUUUAUUGCGUAGCAGCAGGCAGCAGUAGAAGAAGAGAAUACUGGAAAUUGAAGUUGCAUUGUUUUGUUUUGUUACUUUACUUUUGUGGAUUCUCUAGACGCAGAUUUUGUUUUGGUAUUGGUUUUUGACUUUUGUUGCCCUUUGUUCUGUUUUACCAAGGAAUUUGAAUUUCGUUCUUCGAUUAUUUGAAAAAUGGCUCGUGUGAAGCAAACGGCUCGUAAAUCGACCACAAGAGCUCCUCAUAGGCAACUGGCAGCCAAAGUAAAAGUACUGAAAGUAGCCCGUAAAAGUACCGCAUCGAAAGUAGCGCGUAAAACGUUCCAGGCGCAACCAAUCAUAAAGAUGAAAAGAUCGCAUCGUUUUCGACCGGGUACCGUAGCCCUUCAAGAAAUCCGUCGAUACCAAAAAUCCACCGAAUUACUGAUCCGUAAAUUACCUUUUCAACGGUUAGUACGUGAAAUCGCCUCCGAUUUUAAGACCGAUUUACGUUUCCAAUGCGCCGCAAUCAGCGCUUUGCAGGAAGCUAGCGAAGCGUAUUUGGUCUCAUUAUUUGAAGAUACCAACUUGUGCGCCAUUCACGCCAAACGUGUUACGAUUAUGCCCAGAGAUAUUCAGUUAGCUCGUCGUAUUCGAGGUGAAAAAGCUUCUUCAUAAGUAUCAUUGUUCUUCGUUUAUUGUUAAGAUUUUAUGUUAUAUUGUUGUCUAGCUUGUAUUCCUGAAUGAGCUUUAAUAUUUAAGUAUUUUUGUUCAAAAUGUCUACUAAUUAAUUGAUUAAUUAAAAAUGUAGGCUCCAAAACGAUGGUUGACAGUUUUUCGCUUAGUUUAAGAUUUACCUAUGUUAUAGUUAUUGUUGUCUAGCUCGUCGUAUUCGUGAUUGAGCUUAAAUAUUCAAGUAUUUUUGUUAUAAUUGUUAACCAGUUUGAAUAAUUAAUAAAGUAAACAGCAAAACAG
This is a messenger RNA of Planococcus citri (citrus mealybug), 981 nucleotides long. RefSeq lists its product as uncharacterized. The record is from RefSeq and is a predicted model, not a curated record. Bases 223 to 684 code for a protein of 153 amino acids. Gene Ontology annotation, molecular function: structural constituent of chromatin; protein heterodimerization activity; DNA binding. Gene Ontology annotation, cellular component: nucleosome; nucleus. Lineage: Eukaryota; Metazoa; Arthropoda; Insecta; Hemiptera; Pseudococcidae. The transcript has 2 exons.